This is a messenger RNA of Rotaria sp. Silwood2, 270 nucleotides long. NCBI's taxonomy places the organism in Eukaryota, Metazoa, Rotifera, Eurotatoria, Philodinida, Philodinidae. The record is from the annotation of a GenBank genome assembly.
AUGGUCUUUCAAGAUGUUAUGGUCGGACAGAAAUGUAAAGAUGCACAUGAUUUCGUUGGUUUGAUUAAGAGCAAAAAAACAUCUAUAAUUGUUCAUGAAGUAGUAGCAGAUGAUAUUGAAAAUGUUAGAAAUAAACUUUCGUUAUUAUUUAUGGAAACAAAACCUAUUCCAGAAAUUCAAAAGAUACAUUCAAUAGCUGUUAUUGAUGCUAACAAAGUUGAAUGUAAAGUUUUUUCAUUUAGUUCAAAAAAACAAAUUGUUCGUUUUUGA